AUGGCGCCGGGCGCGACGGGCGCCUCCGCGGCCGUCGCGCGCCUCGCGCGCGCGCCCGCGGCGCCGCGCCGCGUCGCGCGCGCCCGCGCGCCGCCGCCGGCGCGCGCGCGCGUCGCGUUCCGCGCGCGCGCGGCGGUCUUCUCCGAGGAGGACGCGCCGUCGACGCGCGCGGCGUCCUCGCGUUCCGCGCGCUCGUCCGCCUCCUCCUCCUCCUCCUCCUCCUCCUCCUCCUCCUCCUCCUCCCACGGCGCAGCAGACUCGGGCGGGUACCUCGCCGUCUCCCCGUGCGCGUCCCUCCGCGGCGUCGUCCCCAUCGCGGGCGCGAAGAACGCGGUCCUCGCGCUCCUCGCGGGCGCGCUCGCGUGCGGCGACGAAGUCGUCCUGCGCGACGUUCCCAUCGGGCUCGCGGACGUGCGCGCCAUGAUCGACGUGCUGCGCUCCGUCGGCGCGCGCGUCGACGUCGGCGGCGAGGACGCGAAUACCGCGAAUACCCCCUCUUCGGGCGUCGUCGUCGUCCACGCGCGCGCGGAAGAUCUGCGCGCGUCGCCCAGCGCGGACGCGGUCGCGAAGCUCCGAGCCUCCUUCUUCGCCGCGGGUCCGAUCCUCGCGCGCGCCGGUCGCGUCUCAAUGCCGCUGCCGGGCGGCUGCGCGAUCGGCGCGCGGCCGGUGGACCUCCACCUCGACGGCUUCCGCGCGCUCGGCGCGGUCGUGGAGGUCACGUCGCGCGGCGUCGUCGAGGCGAGGGCGAUCGCGCGCGACGGGAAGCUGCGCGGCGCGGGGACGCACGUCAUGCGGUUUCCGAGCGUCGGCGCGACGCACGCGAUCGUGAUGGCCGCGUCGCUCGCGGUGGGGGACACGACGAUCGUGAACGCGGCCGCGGAGCCGGAGAUCGAGGACCUCGCGGCGAUGCUGAACGCGUCGGGGGCGAAGAUACGCGGCGCGGGGACGAGCGUCAUAACCAUCGAGGGCGUCGGCGUCGCGGGGAGCGGGGAGAAGGGGGACGGCGGCGGCGGCGGGACGGGGAGGGGGGGGUUGGGAGGGUGCGCGCACGACGCCAUCCCGGAUAGGAUCGAAGCGGGGACGAUGCUCGUCGUCGCCGCGUGCGUCGGGUCGACGCUCACGCUGUCGCCCGUGAUCCCUGAGCACAUGACCGCGACGACGGCGCUGUUGAUCGACGCCGGGUGUUCGAUCGACGUCGGCGACGAGGUGGGGGGCGAAUCGAAAUCGAAAUCGAAUUCGAAUUCGAAUUCGAAUUCGACGUCGAGGCGACGGUCGAUGACGAUCACCCCCCCGCCGCGCGGCGGCCUCCGCGCGGUCGACUUCACGACCGCGCCGUACCCUGGCGUGCCGACGGACAUGCAGCCGCAGCUGUGCGUCCUGAACGCGUGCGCGGAGGGCGUCGCGAUCGUUCGAGAGACGGUGUUCGAGUCGCGUUGGAGCCACGUCCCCGAGCUCAGAAGGAUGGGCGUCGAGUGCGACUUCGUGGACGCCGACGGCGACGACGCCGUCGCGAACGCCAACGCCAACGCCAACGCCAACGCGGGGCGCGCGCUGCGGAUCGUCGGCGUCGGCGCGAGGGGGUUGCGACGCGCGGACGUCCGCGGGAGCGAUCUGCGCGCGUCGGCGGCGUUGAUCGUCGCCGGGCUGGCCGGGCCCACGCGCGUCGCCGGGCUCGCGCACCUCGACCGCGGGUACGAGGGUCUCGACGCGAAGCUCCGCGGCGUCGGCGCGGACGUCGAGCGGCGUCCCGUCCCGCCGAGGAAGUGA
Molecule: messenger RNA, 1767 nt
Organism: Micromonas pusilla CCMP1545
Lineage: Eukaryota; Viridiplantae; Chlorophyta; Mamiellophyceae; Mamiellales; Mamiellaceae
Exons: 2
Coding region: 1-1767 (588 amino acids)
Biological process (GO): UDP-N-acetylgalactosamine biosynthetic process
Molecular function (GO): UDP-N-acetylglucosamine 1-carboxyvinyltransferase activity
Source: RefSeq, a predicted model, not a curated record